AUGGCGAGUUGCUCCUUCGCUCGCGACCAAGCGACAAGGAGACUGCGAGCUGCAGCAGCGGCAACAGCGGCAGCUCUAGCUGCGGUGGCGCCCACCCCACUUCUUUCCUCGGGAACCCCGACCGCACUCAUUGGGACCGGGUCGUCUUGUCCGGGAGCCAUGUGGCUCUCCACGGCCACAGGCUCCCGGUCAGACUCCGAGUCCGAUGAGGAGGACCUCCCCGUCGGGGACGAAGUCUGCAAACGCGGCUACCUGCGGAAGCAGAAGCAUGGCCACAGGCGCUACUUCGUGCUCAAACUGGAGACCGCCGACGCCCCAGCUCGACUGGAAUACUACGAAAAUGCCAGGAAGUUCCGGCACAGUGUCCGCGCCGCGGCGGCUGCAGCAGCGGCGGCUGCCUCUGGCGCCGCGGUCCCCGCGCUCAUCCCACCGCGGCGCGUGAUCACCCUGUACCAGUGCUUCUCGGUGAGCCAGCGAGCCGACGCAAGGUACCGACACCUCAUCGCUCUUUUCACCCAGGACGAGUACUUCGCGAUGGUGGCCGAGAACGAGUCGGAGCAAGAGAGCUGGUACUUGCUGCUCAGCCGCCUCAUCCUCGAGAGCAAGCGCCGCCGCUGCGGCACGCCCGGCGCGCAGCCGGAUGGAGAGCCGGCCGCACUGGCGGCUGCAGCGGCGGCGGAGCCACCCUUCUACAAAGAUGUGUGGCAGGUAAUAGUCAAACCCAGGGGGCUGGGGCACAGAAAAGAGCUGAGCGGCGUGUUCCGGCUCUGUCUUACCGACGAGGAGGUUGUGUUUGUGAGGCUAAAUACCGAAGUGGCCAGCGUGGUCGUCCAGCUCCUGAGCAUCCGUCGCUGCGGGCACUCGGAGCAGUAUUUCUUCUUGGAAGUCGGCAGGUCCACCGUCAUCGGUCCGGGGGAGCUCUGGAUGCAGGUCGAUGACUGUGUGGUGGCCCAAAACAUGCACGAGCUGUUUUUGGAGAAGAUGAGAGCCUUGUGUGCAGACGAAUACAGAGCCCGCUGCCGCAGCUACAGCAUCAGUAUCGGCGCCCACCUGUUAACCCUGCUGUCCACUAGGAGGCACCUGGACAUGCUGCCGCUCGAGCCCGGCGGCUGGCUCAGAAGGUCCCGCUUUGAGCAGUUUUGCCACCUCAGGGCCAUCGGUGAUGGGGAAGACGAGAUGCUCCUCGCCAGGCGCUACAUAACACCCAGUGAGCCUGUGCCCCCCUCCAGGCGAGGAAGACUGCACCUGCCCAGAGCGCGGAGAUCCAGGAGAGCGAUUUCAGUGCCAGCCAGCUUUUUUCGCCGUGUAGCACCCAGCCCCGUGCGUGGCCCGCACCCUGCAGAAGCCCCCAGCGAGGGAGCUUGCCUGUCUUCUGAAGCACCUGGUUCCGGCUCUGGCAACUCUGGGGAAGAAGGCAAUCCUCAGGGAAAAGAGGAUCAGGAAGGAAACGGAGGCGACUAUAUGCCCAUGAACAAUUGGGGCUCUGGAAAUGGCCGGGGCUCAGGAGGUGGACAGGGUUCAAGUGGCCAAGGUUCCAGUAGCCAGAGCUCUGGAGGAAGCCAGUGCUCGGGCAGGGGGCACGGCUCCGGAGGUGGCCAGGGCUCAAGUGGCAGCCAGGGCUCAAGUGGCCAGGGCUCUGGGGGCCAGGGUGCAGGAGGAAACCAGUGCUCAGGAGAUGGCCAGGGCACCUCAGGUGGGCAUGGCUCAGGCAGUGGCCAGGGAGCUGGAGGUGGGCACGGCUCAGGCCGUGGCCAAGGACCCGGAGAUGGCCAUGGCUCAGGCAGGGGCAGGAACUCUGGAGGGAGCAAAGGCUCAGGAAGUGGGAAAGGCUCCGAAGGCAAUGGUGAUCAUGGGAAAUCUCUGAAGAAAAGAUCCUACUUUGGCAAAUUAACUCAAAGCAAGCAACAGCAAAUGCCACCGCCUUCACUGCCUCCACCCCCGCCAGCUGCAGCAACUGGUGGAAAAGGAAAGUCUGGGGGAAGGUUCCGACUUUAUUUUUGUGCUGACAGAGGAGCCACAAAAGAACGCAAAGAAGCCAAAGAAGUUAAAGACGCAGAGACCCCAGAAGGUGCAGCUCGGGGUCCCCACAGGGCCAGAGCUUUUGAUGAAGAUGAGGAUGACCCAUACGUGCCAAUGAGGCCAGGGGUGGCUGCCCCUCUCUCAAGCUCCAGCGAUUAUAUGCCAAUGGCUCCUCAAAAUGUCUCUGUGUCAAAGAAGCGCCACUCUCGAUCACCUUUCGAAGAUUCAAGAGGGUACAUGAUGAUGUUUCCCAGGGUGAGCCCACCACCUGCACCAAGUCCUGCAAAAGCACCUGAUCCUGACAAAGAGGAUGACUCAAAGGACAAUGACAGUGACAGUGACUACAUGUUUAUGGCUCCUGGAGCUGGUGCAAUUCCAAAAAACCCCAGAAAUCCUCAGGGAGGCUCUUCCUCCAAAAGUUGGAGCUCCUACUUCUCUCUGCCAAAUGCUUUUCGGAGCUCCCCAUUGGGGCAGAGUGACCACAGUGAGUAUGUACCAAUGUUACCUGGAAAAUUCCUGGGGAAGGGCCUAGACAAAGAAGCCUCAUCUAACAGAGGCCCCAAAGAUGUAACUUCAAAGCCUUCAGUUGAGGGGUCAUUCUCAAAGCCUAGAGAUGAGGGAUCACCUUCCAAGCGUUCAGGUGAUGGGCCCCCCAAGAACAAGACUAAGAGACCUAAUCGACUUCCUUUUAUUACAAAAGGGAAUAAAAUCAAGCCAAAACCACAAAAGCCCACGCAUGAGCAGAAAGAAGCCGACAGCACUAGUGGCUACAUCAAGAUUGACUUCCCUAAAAGAGGUAGCAAUAUGCCAGCUCCCUGUAUUCAAAGACUGCCAGGUUUGUGGGGCAUAAUUGCCGACCCCAGACAGUUCGCCUUUUCGAAUUACGUGAAUGUUGAGUUCGGAGUGCCAUUUCCAAAUCCAGCAAACGACCUCUCAGAUCUUUUAAGAGCUAUUCCAGGUGCCAACCCCUUCUCUCUGGACGGUGCUAGGUGGCCACUUCCGCCUCUUCCUCCCAGUGCUACAGGUAACAGUGCUAAUGAGGAAGAAGGUGACUACAUUGAAGUGAUUUUCAACCCAGCAAUGACACCAGCCGUGCCUUUUGCUGACAGUGCCAUUCGCUACGAUGCUGAAACAGGUCGCAUCUACGUGGUCGACCCAUUUUCUGAGUGCUGUAUGGACAUUUCUCUCUCCCCGAGCCGCUGCUCUGAACCACCACCUGUAGCGAGGCUGCUGCUGGAAGAAGAGCUCGAGAGAAGACGCCCACAAAGCCGUUCGCAAAGUUUCUUUGCAGCUGCCAGAGCCGCCGUCUCUGCUUUCCCGACCGACAGCCUCGAGAGAGACCUCUCCGCCUCUUUAGCCGCGGCCGCGGCAACCGCGCCAACCUUAGCCGUGAGCCGGGCUUUAGCCGCCGCCUCCACCCUGGUCGCUGCCCCGGGCAGCGGCGCUGCCGCCGCGGGCCUCGAGGCCGCCGCGGGAUCUGACUCCGCCUCCGUCAGCCGGUUCCAACCUGCUGCUAAUGCUGCUGGUGCCGAAGUGGUAAGAGGGGCCCAAGACGUUGCGGGUGGCUCGAACCCCAGAGCCCAAAACCCAUCGGCAGACCUUGCGGGAGGUAACAGAGCCGGCGGGGCUGCCGCUGCAGCCGCCGCUCCCCCUCCAUCACCUGGCCGCGGCCGGGCGCCGAGACCCCCAGAGCAAGAAGAUUCUGACGACGACGACACGUACGUGACAAUGGACUUUGCCAGACCUGACAACGAGAAGUUCGACUCUCCCCAAAGAGGUUGGUGA
Globicephala melas (long-finned pilot whale) is the source of this 3804-nucleotide messenger RNA. It is a transcript of the gene IRS4, whose product is annotated as insulin receptor substrate 4. NCBI's taxonomy places the organism in Eukaryota, Metazoa, Chordata, Mammalia, Artiodactyla, Delphinidae. Gene Ontology annotation, cellular component: plasma membrane; cytosol. Gene Ontology annotation, molecular function: phosphatidylinositol 3-kinase binding; insulin receptor binding. The record is from RefSeq and is a predicted model, not a curated record. Gene Ontology annotation, biological process: insulin receptor signaling pathway.